AUGGCUCCGGGAUCCAGGCCCGGCCGGGUGAGGCCGAUAGAGGUGGCGGCCGACACGAAGAGAAACUUCAUCCCCAUGGUGAAGGCGAACUACGCGGAAAUGUUUCCCCCGUACUCCAUCUUGUAUCGCCAGCCGACAGCCCAGCUGGCGAUCUCACGCCGCACUCUCAGCACGCGCCCCCCUGCGUUCCACUUCGUCGCCGAGGACCCCAUCAUGACGGCGAUAUCCUACGGCGCCGUCGAUAGCCAUGCGAGCGAGUCCGCUGGGGGGCCUCGAAUCCGCGUCCCCUUUCUAUGCGCCGCCAACGAGCGCCGCCCCGGUGGAGACUGGGAGACGGGCUGCUCGGUGUACGAGGAGACGCUCUGCCGUCGAAGCAACCUUUCAGCUACGCUGAGCACCCCCUGGCCCAGUACCGGCGAGACGUCCAACUAUCCCAUCCCCUCCACCGGCGGUAUCCUGUCCGAUUGUGUCGUCGUCUGUCGAGGACCCCACGGUCGAUAUGAGAGGCUGGAACGUUGGUACGACUUGCCCGUCGUCUCCGUCUCGCCACCUCGUUGGCCGAAGCUCAAGGAGAACGGAUCCAUGUAUUCGUUUUCCGAGGAGCGUGACCUGAUGCGGGAGAAGAUGCGCGGCGCGCUACGCAUCUGCCUCUACAACAACUACGACCGCGUCGUCAUUGGUGACUUUGGGCUCGGCAACAACUACCGAAACCCCCCUCGGGAGGUUGCGGAAAUCUGGCGAGACGUCUUCCUCUUCGACCCCGACCUACGCGGCCAGUUCACCUACGUCAUCUUCGCCUUCGAGGACCCGUCGCAAAGCACGGAACGCUCGAUUCUUGAUGAAAUAGCCAAGAAAGACAAAAGGAGAGGCUCUGCUGGCCGGUCGCGGGAUGGGUCCUCGGCAUCCAGCUCGACCUCGUCGUCGAGAUGCUACGCGCCCACGGAUAUGGCCAUAUUCCAACAUGUAUUUGACCCGGUCGAGAUCCAGCGUGUUCUCAGCAGCCCAGAUCCGCGCUACGGCUUGGACAUGAUUACGUCCUGA
Drechmeria coniospora is the source of this 1041-nucleotide messenger RNA. RefSeq lists its product as uncharacterized. Lineage: Eukaryota; Fungi; Ascomycota; Sordariomycetes; Hypocreales; Ophiocordycipitaceae. The record is from RefSeq and is a predicted model, not a curated record. The coding region runs from base 1 to 1041 and encodes 346 amino acids. The transcript has a single exon.